Molecule: messenger RNA, 2257 nt
Organism: Grus americana (Whooping crane)
Lineage: Eukaryota; Metazoa; Chordata; Aves; Gruiformes; Gruidae
Exons: 13
Coding region: 1-2178 (725 amino acids)
Biological process (GO): regulation of Rho protein signal transduction; signal transduction
Molecular function (GO): GTPase activator activity
Source: RefSeq, a predicted model, not a curated record
AUGGCCAUCCUGGAGAGAACCCUCAGCCCAGUGCCCCCCCCAGUGCCCCUCCCACUUUCCGUUGGGCUCCCAGCGUUGGUCAGUUGGAGCCAACAGCCCGCAGAGACAGCAGCACGGAGCUGUGCUGGCUGCGAGGAGGCAGGAUCUGGCCGAGCAGCCACUAGCACCGGCACCGGCGGCCCGCUUCCCAUCCUCGCCAUCGCCGGCUGGCGCGAGUCCUUGGUGCCCGGCGAGGGGCCUCCUGUCCCGGGCGCGAUGGGCCAGGCCAACUGCUGCUGCGGCUCCAGAGGUGGCACCAGCCUGCGCCCACAGCUGCGCCUGGCCCUGGAGCAGCUGUGGGUGCUGAGCGGCAGGAAGGAGGCGGCGGGGGAGGAAGAAGAGGAGGAGCAGGAAGGCAGCGGCGUGGACAGGAGCUCCCUCGUCUUCGUCUGGCCCAGCGGCUCCUGCAUUGCCACUUUCGGCUCCCGGGCACUGAAGGAGCUGUGGCUGGGCACACUGCUGGGGGCACCCGAAGGAGCCGCGAAAGUGCGGGUGACCCGUCUCCCAUCGCUCCAAGUCCUGGAGAAGGAGCUGAGGCGCCGCCGUGCCGUGAGUGUCUCUCUGGCCUGGGCUCUGUCCCCGAGCGAGCGCUGGUCCUGCAGCUGCCGAGCAGCAGAGGCACGGCUGCUCAGCUCCUCGCCCUCUUUCUCGCUUGGCCAGGGGAGGACAUUCAGCGCCGGGAGCCUGGAGAGGCUGCUGGAGGGCCAGGCCAAGGCCGAUCGCAAGCAAGGGCUCGCGCCGGUCCCGUCCGGCGACGCGGGGGCACGCUGCCGCUCAGCAGGGGCUCGUGCUCUCUUUUCCUUUGCAGCAGGAGGGAGCAGCUGCAGCAGCAGGAACAGGAGGAGGACACGGCUGCCCUGGCCCUUUGCUCUGCGGCGCAGCCCGGCCGCUGCCCAGGCGCCAGGGCAGGCGGGCUGCGGCUGCAGCAGGGCGCUCUUUGGCCAGCCCCUGGCAGCCGUCUGCGGGGAGGAGGGCACGCUGCCCCGGCCCAUCCAGGAGCUGCUGGCUGUCCUGCAGCAGGAAGGGCCAUCGACGGAGGGGAUAUUCCGCCAAGCUGCCAGCGUGACAGCGCUUCGGGAGCUGCGGGAGGCCCUGGACCGCGGUGCAGAGGUGGAGCUGGGAAGGCAGCCGGCGCUGCUGCUGGCUAUCCUCUUGAAGGACUUCCUGCGAAGCAUCCCCUCCAAGCUCCUCGUCAACGACCUCUACGAGGACUGGAUGGCCGCCAUGCGGAGGACCAGCAAGGAGGAGAAGAUGGCAGAGCUGAAAGCGGUGGCCGAGAAGCUGCCCGCGGCCAACGUCCUCCUCCUGAAGCGGCUGCUCUCCCUCCUCCGGCGCAUCGCCCGCAGCGCGGGCACCAGCAGGAUGAGCUCCAGCAACCUGGCCAUCUGCAUGGGGCCAAGCCUGCUGAGCCCACCGCACGAGGACCUGCUCCCGCUGGAGGCCAUGCUGGAGGCGACCGAGAAGGUGAAGGUGCUGGUGGAGUUCCUGGUGGAGAACUGCAGGGAACUCUUUGGGGAGGAGACCGCUGAGCUUUGCUGUCCAGCAGCCGAGGAGUCGCCAGCCCCCAGGCAGAGCUCCCGAGGCCCGCGUUUGGCAGAGCAAAGCGUCCCUGCGGUCAGAGCAGAGCCCGAGCGUCAGGCAGAUGCCUCGCCGCGCACGCCCGCCUCUCUAGAGCUCGGUGUCCUCCGAGAAGCCGGGGGAGAUACGGUGGUGGGGUCUGACGCGGGAGAGGCACCUCCGGCUUUGCCUCCGAGCACCCCCGAGAGCGCGGCAGACUCCCCGGGGCGCCCCGAAGAACUGGCGAGCCUUUCAAGGGAAAGAAGGUUUGCAGGCUCUCCCCAGGCCGAGGGAAAAAGAAGAGAGCGAAAGAGGAAACAGGCCUGGGGGGAGGAGAGUGAAAGCCCCGUGGAAGAGACGAGGAGGAAGAAGAGGGCAGAAGUUUCUGGGGCUGGACCAAAGAGAAGAGGCAGGAGGGUGCAGGAGGCCAGGAGGCCCACGUGGAAGAGACGAGGAGGAAGAAGAGGGCAGAAGUUUCUGGGGCUGGACCAAAGAGAAGAGGCAGGAGGGUGCAGGAGGCCAGGAGGCCCAGGUGUGUACCAGGCUCUGCCGCCCAUCUUUGCCACGAACGGUUCCUCGUGAAGGGUGUGCCCCAAGGAGAGGGGAACAAAGCCCUGCCUCGUCCUGCCCUUCUGGCUUUAUGGGAGCUUUCUGACUCUGU